Molecule: messenger RNA, 1753 nt
Organism: Chenopodium quinoa (quinoa)
Lineage: Eukaryota; Viridiplantae; Streptophyta; Magnoliopsida; Caryophyllales; Amaranthaceae
Exons: 9
Coding region: 209-898 (229 amino acids)
Source: RefSeq, a predicted model, not a curated record
CACAAAUUAAAAUGAAAUCGGGAUUUCAUAUUUUCAGAAGGGGAAAAGGAAGUUUGAAUCAGAGAAGAAGGGGGAAGAGGGAGAACAGCAAGGACGGUCGCUACUCCGCCGUUGUUCCCACCGACGACCAGUCUCGGGCCAGCGACGCUACACACAGACCACCGUCGCCGGAUUCCCCUCCAGGUCGUCCCUCCUUUGUUUUCCGACGAUGGUAUCCAGGGCUACCAUCGCCGGUUUCCUCCUUCUAUCUUUGCCUCUUCCGUCUCCCGUCGAGUAUAAUCAGCUCCAUCGUCGCCGGAUUCCUCUUCCGCUCGUCCCUUCUCCUUUUUCUGUCGUUUUCCAUCGCCGCCACCAGGUUGUCAUGGCCGGUGGUGGUCGUCGGAAGCUGGGACAUGCCACCCCGAGAGAAUUGUUUUCGUCGACAAGCCAUGCAAAUACGGAAACUUCUCUGGAAGUUACCCCAUCCUUUGAGUCAUAUGUAGGUGGUUCUAGGACAUCUACUCAGGUUCCUCAGACGCAAGACGGUAACUCUCCCAUGGGUGAGGUACCUACCCCCGUUGCGAGAAGGACUUUGCACCCGACGGGGUUAUGGUUCGAUGAUAACACCGUGAGCACCUCCAUUACAAAUAUUUUUCAAGCACAUUGGCGCGAACCAUGGCUUAAAUAUGAAAUGGUUGACAAGAGGUCUGAAAAAGCGAAGAAGAACAGGAGGGGCGGCUCCUUGUAUAAUCCAAUUGAGCUGUCACACUUCCAAGGUUCUAUCUCUGCCUCAAAGCAUGCAAAGAAAAUGGUUCAGAAAGCCGGUGGAGUGCUUCCAACUGCCCCUGAGGUGUUCCUAAAGACACAUUUCAAGGAAGUUCCAAGAAAAGGAAAAGUUGCGGCUAACAAGAGGGCAUAACAAAUCUCGGAAGCCUACCAAAAGAAGCUUGACGAGUCUUCCACUCAAGAAGGGUCACAACCGGGCCCUAACCAGCUAUACUGGGAGGCCGUUGGUGGUAGGAAAAAGGGUGUAGUGAAGGGCCUAGGUGCAAGUGCUAGUUUGUUUUAAUUUAUAGCCCCUCUUCCGAGAAAGGCUGCAAUCGUACAAUCCUUCUAUAGCUUCACGCCUUCACAGUUGGAGGAACGUGUGCAAGCCGAGGUUGCCGAGCGAAUAGAGGAGGCAAAAGUGCAAAUGCAGGCACAGAUGGAGGCACAGUUUGCUACGCAAUUGCAGGAGGCAUUGAAGAAAGAGCAGGAGGAGGCGGCAAUUGAGAGUAAGAGAAUGAUGGAGACGAUGUUGCAGAACUUGUUCUCUAACUGUUCAGGUGGUCCUCCAUUUCAGUUUCGUAGGGAAGAUGACCCGGACAUGACUGGUGGUGGGCUUGGUCACCAGACUCCGGUGUCGUAGUUUUUGUUCAUAAAGCUCUUACAUUAGUAUUGUUGAUAUAGGCCUUAGUAUUUUUUUUGGGGGAAUAUAGGCCUUAGGUUUUUUUUUUGGGAAUAUAGGCCUUAGGUUUGUUUUUUUGGGGGAUAUAGGCCAUUUCGUUAUUUAUUUGGAGAAUAUAGGCCUGAAAUUGAUAUUAUAUUGUCACAUGUUGGCCUUAUCUAUUUUUUGAAGGAACAUAGGCCAUUAAUUAUUCAUAUAGGCCUAACUUAGUUUUAAAGUUAAGCUUAUAAAACUAUUACUAACUAAUUACUAUUAUUAUUAACUUGAACAUUGUUAUUGUAUGUAUUGUUCGAAGUUGGACUUUUUAAUUAUUAAUAUUAUUAUCUA